GGAAUAAAUAAAUUGACAACGCGAUCGCUGCUAAGUAGACCUGCUGUGAAGCAGGAGCGAUAUAUUACAACUCGCGAUUACAAUUUAAGUGCAUUGUGAAAACAUGUUUUAGUGCCUUUCUACACUUAAUCGGAUUAUUAUUCCCGUGUCACACACUGUGCAUAGUGAAAGUGUAAAAUUAACCUAAACAAAAUGAGUGCCAAAAGAGUGAUUGAUUCAACGAAAGUUCCCGUGCAGGAGAGCGCAGAUUCUGGUUAUUUGUCAGCUACUAUUAGCGGAGGAUUGGAUUCAGGGAUCCUGUCAAGUACUAUUUCUGAAGAACUCAGACUUCCCGAAGAUGUAUCGAGUCCUCAGUCGUCGACACUGUUGAGUGACAAAACUGAAAUGGAUUCUGGUGUUUUGACGGAGGGGCCUUGUGAAGAAUUAAGCAGCACGGAGUUAGAGGAUAAAGUUGGGGAAAUUCAGGCGCAAAUGAAAAAAUGCGAUAUUGAUAGUCCACCGGAAGUCAAUGUUUGCCCUGCAUCGAUACCAGACCACUUGCAGAUUCCCCUUGCUAAAGUUUUCCAGCAGGAUGCGGAUGGUGACAAUGUAUUGCACAUCACAGCUGUUCAUGGCUGCAAAGUGCGAACAGCACUGCUCAUCAGGCUGUGCCCACACCCAUCAUGGCUAGACAUCACAAAUGACUAUGGCCACACAGCGCUACACCUAGCCGUCAUGAGUGGACAUGCCAUAAUAGCCAGAAUGCUUGUCAAAGCGGGUGCUUCCUUCGCCAUUAGAGACCACAUGGGGGAAACUCCGCUGCACACAGCAGUGAAAGCUGGCAAGCGAGACUGCUUACUAGCGCUCUUAGACCCAGUUCCUGACCGUAAAUACCAGAAGGCUGUGUUGAACCAAACAAAUUAUCAUGGCCAAGCUUGCGUGCACAUCGCAGCCAAAAAGGGAGAUAUAGAGAUGCUGCAAACCCUCGUCGUCUACGGUGCCGACAUCAACGCCAAGGACGGCAGCUCAGGCUGGACGCCCCUGCACAUCGCGGCGCGCGCCGGCAACCACGCCGUGUCGCAGUACCUGCUCGAACGCUGUCCCAAAGUGUGGAAGUACGUCUGCGACUACGCUGGACGCACGCCCAUGCGUCUGUCGCGUCGCACCGGCGUUCAUGACUACUUCAUUAAAGCGUACAAGCAUGAUGAUGACGAGGACUACACGAGUGAUGAGGACGACGGUGACGACUUCUUGGAGAUGCAUAAGUCGCAGCCGGUGGCGGUGUGACGACAUUAAGUAAACAACAUUGAACGCGACCGAGCACUUACGUUAUUGUUACGUUAGACUGAAGGGGUGGCCCGUUCACGACAACGCCCAAGCGUGCAAUCUAAACGUUCGUUAAUUGUGUUUCCACUUGAAGGACAAUCUUAUUCAAGCCCGAAGACUUUAUUGUCAAUCUAUGCCGAGUAUUGAGGCUCAAGAUUAAAUGCUCAACUAUCCCGAGGAUUUUUACAUUGAACUUAACUAGGAUUAAAGUAAACUGAGUCUUUAGUGCUGCGUACAGUUAAUCCUUUCAGCUUAUGGUUUCAAGUGGAAAGAUAAUUGUGACUGUUUGUUUAUUUAUUUAAAUUUACGUUUGCUAAGUGCAAACUGUGAUAUUAGAGUUCCGUAGAACCCUUAUAGGAGCCCGUCCGUCUAGUCUAUGUUGUUAGUCUGUGAAAGGAUGGUGUGAAUGAGACCGCGUUUUUUAGAAAAGCGUACAUUUAUUUAAUGAACCCACCAAUAUCGUUGGCUAUGCGUUAACGAUUCUUCCUGUUUGUCAUAGUUCGAAUUUAUAUUUUUUAAAUAGUAUAAUUUUAUGGAUAUAACUUUAGCCUGACGAUUGGCUAACACAGGUCUUCCGUAAUAUUUUGUGAAGACACUAUUAUGUAGUUAGACUUGUUGUUACUAAUGAGCCAACAUUUUUAUCAUUUUUUUGUUUCAAUGGGUGUGAUGAGGUUUGUUGCUGUUGCUGACUAAUUGUCUAACGGAACUGUCUACCAACUAUCAUACUGUCAGUUGUGAUAGACAUUUGUCCGAGCAGAAUUCGUUCUAACUGCCAUGUGUUUAAGAUGAUAAAGAUUCUAUAGAAAUAUAGAAAAUGUAAGAAUCUGACCCCAAAUUGUUUCUAUCUGUUGUAAGACAUCAGGUCAGGGCUGUUACCGGCAAUUGGAAUAGUCAAUAAUUUGUUUCUAUGUUAAUAGUAUGUUUAUGUGAGUGUAAAUUAUUGUAAAUAGUAUAAUAAAUGUGACAACUGUUUCUGAAA
Cydia pomonella (codling moth) is the source of this 2284-nucleotide messenger RNA. RefSeq names its product NF-kappa-B inhibitor cactus-like (gene cact). NCBI's taxonomy places the organism in Eukaryota, Metazoa, Arthropoda, Insecta, Lepidoptera, Tortricidae. Bases 193 to 1266 code for a protein of 357 amino acids. The transcript has 5 exons. Gene Ontology annotation, molecular function: protein binding. The record is from RefSeq and is a predicted model, not a curated record.